This is a messenger RNA of Gambusia affinis (western mosquitofish), 4938 nucleotides long. It is a transcript of the gene ctif, whose product is annotated as CBP80/20-dependent translation initiation factor. The transcript is spliced from 14 exons. Bases 274 to 2409 code for a protein of 711 amino acids. Gene Ontology annotation, molecular function: translation activator activity; RNA binding; protein binding. Gene Ontology annotation, biological process: regulation of translational initiation. Gene Ontology annotation, cellular component: cytosol. The record is from RefSeq and is a predicted model, not a curated record. Lineage: Eukaryota; Metazoa; Chordata; Actinopteri; Cyprinodontiformes; Poeciliidae.
GCUUUACUGCUGGGUGCACGUGUCAACGUUGCCAGCGGAACGUCACAUUCCUGCAUUCCCUUUUCCUUUAGUGUGAGACGGCGGAGUUGCCACAGGACAACUAAUCUUCAUCCUCCCUCCUUUUCCUUUGGACAAACACACUCAUGACACGGCGGUUUUGAUCUUACAGUGUGAUCCAGGAUUCUACGGCGGUUAGAAUCUCACUUUGGGUCACCUUUCUCCCUCCUUCUUCCUCCUCCCUUCCUCCCUCCUGCCAUCUCUGCGGCGGUUGCCAUGGAGAACUCUUCGGUGGCGUCUGCAUCGUCUGAGGCAGGAAGCACCCGCUCGCAGGAAAUAGAGGAGCUGGAGCGUUUCAUCGACAGCUAUGUCCUGGAGUACCAGGUGCAGGGCAUUCUGGGAGACAAGCCAGAUGGAGACGUGGAGUUGGACAAUGAUGGCAAAGAACCGCAGUGGACAGAUGACUGCAUCAACCAGAGAGAUGGUAGUUGGACGUCAUCUCAAGGGAGAGGCUCCUCUAAACGUGAUGAGUGGGAACACAGCAGUAACGGCAGUACCGGCUCCAGACCCAGUUCAGGCUCCCGACCAGGAUCCGGCUCCCGCUCUGGCAGCACAGGCCGAAACAACCAACUUAAAGGAUCUCCCAAGAAUGGGAACCGGGAUGUCUCCUUUGACAUCUUGGGGACAGACAUAUGGGCUGCAAACACAAUGGACUCACAUGGAGGUGCGGGCUGGGACGUACAGCCAGAAAAAUUGGAUUUUAGUCAUUUCCACAGGAAACACUUCAGAGGAAUGCCAAAGCAACUGCCUCACAUUGACAGAGAGGGCAUGAACAAGAACAAGUUUGCAGAGGAUGAUGGGAUAGACAUGAAUGACUUGGAGAGGUUCUUACCCCAUCUGCGCUCUGUCUUCCCACCCCUUCCUAAUGAGGCCGAGAUAGCACACACCAAAAAGCUCUUCCGACGCAGGAGAAACGACCGACGAACAUGCGAUCACUUCACCCGAGAGCAGUUAACCAUACUUCUGCCCACUGGCCCCGGGGAGAAACGGCGAGUCUCAGCCAGGAGGCAGCAGCGACCCCAGAGUGGUGGAGGAGGAGGAGGAGGAGUGGGAGGAGGAGGAGGAGGGGGGAAGAACCAGCCUCAGCAGAUACAGCAACAGUCUCCACAGCAACACUGGGAUCAAACUCAACAGCAGCCCCCAAACCAGCAAGAGUUGAAUUUACCAGAUCAGGGAGAUUACAGAAACCACAAUGCUGGUCGACCACCUCGCCAGCACCAAGGAGGACAUGUUGGACCUCGCCAAGGAGGACCUCCGCAUCACGGCUACAGCCACAACCGCCGCUGGCACCACAAUCAGAGGGGUCAGGGCCAUGAACAGACACUCGCUGCAGGUGAUAAAGAAGCAUCCCUAAAAACUACCAAAGACAAACAGACUGAGAUUGUAAGAGUGAGUGAUGAGCACAUGCCACCAUCGCAAGCCUUCAACCAUAGGAGUCCCAAUGAAUCGCCCAAUUCAGCUCCCUCUCCUAGUGCGACGGCCCACUCAGACCCAACAGUUAACAAGGAAUCCCUCAGCAUGCUGCCAAGUAGAAAAGUGAGCGAUGGCCACGCAGAGCAGCCAAGAGUCAGUCUUCUGCAGUCGUCUAAGGAGAGGCUGAGGAGGAGACUAAAAGACAAGGACGAGGUUAAUGUGGAGGAGUCUCAGUUGGGACCUCAGAACAUGGACCGACUGGUGGACCUCCUCAACAGCAUGAGGAGCAACAGCAGUGGCGUGGAGAAGCAGCUGGCCUCUUUCAUGGAGGAGGCACAGAGCUCGGCGCAGUCCGAGGAGUCGCUGGCUCAGGUGGUCGGAGCCAUCUACGCCAAGGCCGUGUCCGACCGAAGCUUCGCCGCAACGGCCGCCAAGCUCUGCGACAAGAUGGCGCUGUUCAUGGUGGAGGGAACUAAGUUUAGAUCGCUCCUCCUCAACGCGCUGCAGAGAGACUUCUCCCGCCGCGAGGAGCUGCAGCAGACCGACGUGGAGCGGUGGUUGGGGUUCAACACCUUCCUGUGCGAGGUGUUCUGCACCAUGAGGAGCAGCUCCGGCCAGCCGUUCAGGGUGCUGGUGUGCCCCAUCUACACCUGUUUACGAGAGCUGCUUGAGUCAACAGAUGUUAAAGAAGAUGCCGUCCUUUGUUGCUCCUUGGAGCUGCAGAGCACCGGGCGUCUGCUGGAGGAGCAGCUCCCCGAGAUGAUGACGGAGCUCCUAGCAGCCGUCAGGGACAAGAUGCUGUGUCCGACCGAGUCGCAGCUGACCCGCUCCCUGCUCAUGGAGGUCAUCGAGCUGCACGCACAUCGCUGGAGCCCCCUGGAAGCGAUCACCACCCAGUACUACAAUCGCACCAUCCAGAAGCUCACCACGACAGCCUAGCGGCAGCUUCUUCCCAAUUGGAGGACACGAGUCCCGCUGACGCCCAAAGUCUAAUUAAAAUAUUGCUGUGUAUCACUCCCUGCCUGGACGACUAACUGCUAUUUGCUGCUGCUGAUCUUGACAUUCGAUGACCCAGGUAGAUGAAGACAAAAAAAAGAAACCCACGAUAAAGCUUCCUAACAUCCAGACUAAGUGUCGUGUGGCCAGUAGGGGCGUGCUUGGCCACACAGAGUUGGGGUGCUCACUGGGCUUUGAGUGGUGCAGAGAUUAAAAGGAGAAGGGGGAGGAGAGGGCAGCAGCCUGUCCAUGGGGAAUGGAGAGAUCUGCACCCAAAGAUGAAUGGAUCGGGGUGGGGUGGGGAGGUCAGGGUGGUCUGUGUCAGACUCUUCAUUGUGUUCGUUUGCCAAGCCUCUUUCUCCUCCAUCCCCUCUGUCUCUCCGUCAGCCCCUGGGGUCUCAGUGGCUGACGGGGAAGGCGGCAGGGAGCAGACACGGUGCUGUCUGUCUGGGCCGUCUGCCCCGCCAGGGUGGGGAACCGGGUCAAAGGGUCUUGCGGGGGAGCUCCCCAGCCCUCUGCUACAUCUCCCCACAGCAGGAGCCCCCUUUUGGAGGGGGACGAGACAGCAGGCCUCCUGGGCUGGGGAUAAUGCUUAGGCUGGCUGAAGUAGGGUGGCAGAUGGCUGCUCGAGCCCCCGCAAGGCGACGCACUCCGAACAUACCCCACUGGCACCCCGACUCCCCGCUCCACCAUUAAGGCAGCGGAGACUCUACAGUGGUGAUGGGGAAAGAGAGCAGGGGGGGAAAAUCAGAAAAUUAAAGCAGACGGUGCUGUCUGAUCAUUUCUUUGUUUGUUUUUUUUUUUUCUGUCUUGCGGGGGAAUGUCUCUGCUCCAUUAUACAGUUUGUGUCCAUGCUUUAUUUACCGCAUCAUUGAUAUUUUGUUAUACAUUUUUAAUCAUGUAUUGUUUUUAUCACUGAUGUCUGGUUUUUAUGCUAAGAUGUGCGUAUGAGAUCUCAUAGCGGUAGGCUUUAUUGCACAGCUUUGAUUUGUUUUGCACUGUUUCAAAGCAAUUUGCUUCAAAAUUUUAAAGAAACAUAAGGAAAAGAAAAGGUAUAAUUUGAGGCUGUUCUUGUGGAUUAAUAUUAAACGUUGGUAGUAAAAGAAGUGGGUUGAGCAGAGUGAGGGAGUUUAGGUUAUUCUAAUUGCCUAGUGGCCUUUCUUAAAUAGGACCUCUCUUGUUUUCUGGGUUUGUGGCAGACCGCAUGCUGACUAGUUGGACUUGAUCUAAAGCAUUUCUUUGCAGAAGGAAAAAAAAAUGUGAGGAAAAUGACAAAAGCAUGGCUCCAGCCAUUCUUUCCAAUGGACAUUUUGCCAGUGUUUCAUAUGAACUCUGUUGGAUCUUGCUUAGGUUUUUCAAAUAACUAUUAAUCUGUGUAUUUAAAAGUCACCAUGAUGAUAAGAGAAGAUAUUAUUGUUUGAAUGAUCUUGCCCUUUGUGACCUUUGUUCCAAGCUAAUGUUUGUAGUAUAAGAUUGAUGUAUCAAGCCAAACAUGUAUCAUGUUGAAACGGGCUUUAUGUAUAAUCUGCAUAAAGGGCGUUAGGUAUUUAACUAUAAUGAAAUAGAGGAAAAUACUGGAGUGGAGCUGUUACACUGAAAAAGAUGUCAAAGUAUUACCCUCUACACCAACUCUGCUUGGGAGUUGUCUUUUGUAAACAUACACACGUGCAUUCAGUUGAAGUCAGAAAUAUACAACCCCCUUUCAACACCUGAUGCCACAGUGAUGAUUUGCUUGAAGGCUGAUGACAGCGCCACUGGAAUAAUCAGACCAAAGAACCAGUGGUCAUAUCCAGAUUCCUCCUCACCUGUUCUACUCACAUUUGAUCGCCCGUGUGGUCGAGCGUUGAGUUUGUCUCGGAUUCUGGCCUUGAAGUUUUUGUUUUGUCAGUGUGCAUCCUUUAAUUGCCACUGAAACUCUUCAUCUUACAGUCACACAGGGUUUGCACCAGUUGUUCUAACCAAGUUGCCAAGGACCUUUGAUAAAAUGUUGGGCUCCCUUUCACAGCCAGAAAGUUAUUUGCUCCCAAUUGUGUCUCUUCGUGUUUUUCACUUUUUUUUUUUUUAAAUCUUCUAUCCAAGGCCCUUUAGACGGGAUGAAAUACUCUUUCACUCAGCUUUUACGUAAGCUUCUUUGCCUUUCUCAUGAGUGCAAAGUCACCUUGAACACCCAGAUGGAUGCAUCACAGCUGAAGCAAAUGAAGAACCAUGAUAUAGAUCCCAAAGAGUUAAUUAUGGUAACUUCGUCAGACAGUUUAAACCUUAUUAUUGUGACAUGGUUAUACCAACUAAAUAUGCUGCACACAAAUGCUAAAUUAUGCAUUUUCUGUGUUGACUGUGUGGCAUUUGCUACAUAGAGAAUCAUUCAGAACAGAAUCUGGCUCUGUGAUGCAUCCUGAAAAUCUCUAAAGGGGUUGAAUAUUUCUGAUGGCAACAGUAGAUUAAAGUUUCCCACUACAUUUGUGGGCAGUUGUU